Molecule: messenger RNA, 1270 nt
Organism: Haliotis rufescens (red abalone)
Lineage: Eukaryota; Metazoa; Mollusca; Gastropoda; Lepetellida; Haliotidae
Product: sulfotransferase 1A1-like
Exons: 6
Coding region: 199-1053 (284 amino acids)
Biological process (GO): sulfation
Cellular component (GO): cytoplasm
Molecular function (GO): sulfotransferase activity
Source: RefSeq, a predicted model, not a curated record
GGGCUUGGUCGUUCAGUGGUGAUUAUCUGUUGUGCAGGGCUUAGGAGCUCGAGAGCACACCCGAUGAAGGCAUUGCCUGAACGUGCAUAACAUAACGUGUGCAUUCUUUCUUGACCAACUAGUGCCUUAUCGCCGUAUGGUAAGGCGAUCCAGAUUCUCUGGUUAUUGGAGUGUAGUAACAGACGAUCUGCAGUCACCAUGGAGUUGAUACGUGUAGCCGAUGAUGCUGGAGAUGAGUUGACACUGGUAAACUACAAUGGCCGCAAAUACCCAAAUCUUCCCGGAUGUAUGGAGACAAAAGUCCUGGAGAGAUUACCAUCUGCUGAGAUCCGCUCUGAUGACAUUUUAGUGUGUAGUUUUCCUAAGUCAGGUACUCACUGGGUCUGGGAGAUGGUUCGCCUGCUGGUGGCGGGCCAACUCGACCGUGCUGAAUUCGGCAAUGGAUUUAACUUAAUGGAAAAUUGCAACGUGGGGGACUACUACAAAGACUUCCCUUCUCCCAGAAUCCUGAACACUCACGUGGGGUUCAACGAACUUCCAGAGCAGGUUAAAGUGAAGAAACCUAAGAUACUGUACGUGACUAGGAACCCCAAGGACGUGACUGUUUCUUAUUACAACCAUGUGAAGAAACUUGCCUACAACUACACUGGAGAGUGGAAGAAUUUCGUCCGACCCUCACUGGAGGGGAAGUUUGAAUAUGGUUCCUGGUUCGACUAUGUGAAGGAUUGGGAGGAGGUGAAGAAAACCACUGACGUCCCAAUACUGACGAUUAACUAUGAAGACAUGCAAGAGAAUGUAUUCCGCGAGAUGAAAAAAGUGGCAGCCUUCCUUGGAAUUAACAGAAGUGAUGAGUUUGUGAAAGAAGUGUGUGAUCACUGCAGCUUCGCCUCCAUGCAGAAAAGCAGGUCACCCUUCGCCAAAGUCAUGUAUAGAAAAGGUGAGGUUGGCGACUGGAAGAAUUGGUUCACUGUCGCUCAAAAUGAGUGGUGUGACCAUCUCUUCAAAGAGAAGAUGAAGGAUUGUCCCUUGGAGUUCAGAUAUUCAUUGAAAUAAUGGUAUUGUGGAGAAGGGAGAGGCGGUAGAAAUGGCUAGAGUAGUUUGAGUAGGCAAAUUGAAUAGCGCGGCAUUGCUGGUGGACGACACAUGAUUGCCAGUGUUUUCCACAAUUGGGCACUCUCUUUGUGAAAGAGUAUAUUAUUUCAUUGAAAAUCAUUGUCCAUGUAUGUACUGUAAUGUGAACUGUGACCAUAAUAAAAGGAUUGAAACAUUA